UUGAUUUCAACGAGUUGUCAAAUGUGACACCUCGAUAAAAUUAAAAUACGAAAUACACGUCCCUUCUAGAGAUAUGCCGCCGAAUAUAAAGUCCACCAUAAAGUGAAAAUGUAAAGACACAUCAAAUAUUGUUUUUGUCGUGAUAAAUAAAAUGGGUCGUGCAACCGCUUCUCUCAAACUCCGCCAAAAUGCAACGAAGCCGAGAAAAGAAAUGAAAACCAAAGAUACAAAAAGAGGUUCCAAACUGCAAACAAAACCACCAGAAACUAGUCGUUCGCCCCUUUUAUUUCCUGCUGGAGAUACUGCAUUCAAAGCUAUAUUAUCAGCAAGGUUUUGUGCUGCAAUUUGGUCUCAUAUCACUGACUGUGAUGAAACUUUCAACUAUUGGGAACCAAUGCAUUUUUUGAUAUUCGGAAAAGGAUUACAAACCUGGGAAUAUAGUCCACAGUUCGCUUUAAGAUCUUAUACAUACAUACUUUUUCAUGCUGUACCUGCACUAAUAUAUCACAAAUUGUUCCAACCAAAUCCAUUGCUCAUUUUUUACUUCACAAGAUGUCUUUUAGGGUUACUCGCAGCAUUCUUUGAAGUCUAUUUCUAUAAGGCUGUCUGUCGUGAAUUUGGGAUACACAUAGGUAGGUUAUGCUUAGCAUUCCUCUUGUUUUCACCGGGCAUGUUCAUUUCAAGUACAGCAUUUCUACCAUCAUCUUUUGCCAUGUACAUGUUUAUGGGGGCAUGCUCUGCCUGGUGGGGACGAAAUUAUAACUUGGCUGUAUUUUUCACAGCUCUAGGAUCGCUUUUAGGUUGGCCUUUUGCUGCCCUAUUAGGGGUUCCAAUAGCAUACGACAUGCUAGUCAGACAAAAGUUGUACAAAGAUUUUGUAAUGUGGUCUAGUAUUUCAGCAACAGUUAUAUUGUUGCCGAUGACUAUCAUAGACUCAAUGUAUUAUGGAAAAUUGGUUAUUGCGCCUCUGAAUAUUGUUAAAUAUAACGUAUUAGGAGGAGCGGGACCUGAACUCUAUGGUACUGAACCGUUCACAUUUUAUAUCAUAAAUGGAUUUCUGAACUUCAAUUUUGUAUGGAUAUUGGCUCUUUUGAGUCCUUUUGCUAUAAGCGCUUAUUAUUUAUUUGUACCAACAAAGCAGCCAACAACUUUCAUUCUGCCUUACUGGAUUUCCUUGAGCCCGAUUUUAUUAUGGAUGGUUGUGUUUAUGUUCCAACCUCACAAGGAAGAAAGAUUUCUGUUUCCGAUCUAUCCCAUGAUAUGUUUAUGUGGGGCCAUUACGCUUGAUGUGAUACAAAAAUUAGCGUUCCGAGUAUGGACUAUAUUCAAUACAAUGCCACCUGGUACCCACUAUUUGGAUAAGACAAUGUUCAUCAUGUAUUUCACGAUCAUAGUGACAAGUUUGUUAGGUAUAUCCCGGAUUUGUGCGCUUUACAGAUAUUAUCAUGCGCCCAUGGAUCUGCUGAUGGAGGUUAACAAAUACCCCCUUGAUUUCAAAGUACCUGAAAAAACCAACAUAAAUGUGUGCAUCGGAAAGGAUUGGCAUAGGUUUCCUAAUUCCUUUUUUCUACCCAACACCCAAUGGGACAUACGUUUCAUCAAGUCGGAGUUCGAUGGAAUGCUGCCAGCACCUUAUGCCACUACAGAAAAUGCAACCAGUAUCGUCCACGAUCAUUUCAACGAUAAAAACUUAGAGAACCCCAAUGUGUACAUUAAUAUCAAUAAAUGCCAUUUCUUGUUAGAUUUAGAUUUGGGGAAGGAGACUGUUUUAGAGCCGAACUAUGGCUCUAUGACUAACAGAUGGAAAAUUAUAACGUCUUAUAGUUUUCUCAACAGUGAAAAAUCUAAUAAGUUCUUCAGAGCUUUUUUUAUACCGUAUUUGAGUAGUAACUAUAUCGAGUUUGGGAACUUCAGUCUGUUGAGGACGAAAUAUAUAUGGAAGUGAA
Messenger RNA from Coccinella septempunctata (seven-spotted ladybird), 1946 nucleotides. RefSeq names its product alpha-1,2-mannosyltransferase ALG9. Gene Ontology annotation, cellular component: endoplasmic reticulum membrane. Lineage: Eukaryota; Metazoa; Arthropoda; Insecta; Coleoptera; Coccinellidae. Gene Ontology annotation, molecular function: alpha-1,2-mannosyltransferase activity. The record is from RefSeq and is a predicted model, not a curated record. Bases 152 to 1945 code for a protein of 597 amino acids. Gene Ontology annotation, biological process: protein N-linked glycosylation. The transcript is spliced from 8 exons.